Messenger RNA from Colletotrichum graminicola M1.001, 390 nucleotides. RefSeq lists its product as uncharacterized. The transcript is spliced from 2 exons. The record is from RefSeq and is a predicted model, not a curated record. Gene Ontology annotation, cellular component: fungal-type vacuole membrane; vacuolar transporter chaperone complex. NCBI's taxonomy places the organism in Eukaryota, Fungi, Ascomycota, Sordariomycetes, Glomerellales, Glomerellaceae. Bases 1 to 390 code for a protein of 129 amino acids.
AUGUCUAGCCAGCCUCUCCUCCAGACCGCUCCCGGCAAGCGCAUCGCCCUGCCCACGCGCGUCGAGCCCAAGGUCUUCUUCGCCAACGAGCGUACCUUCCUUUCGUGGCUCAACUUCACCGUGAUCCUCGGCGCCCUCGCCAUCGGCAUGCUCAACUUUGGUGACCGCCCGGCGUUCAUUAGCGCCUUCCUCUUCACAGGCGUCGCCAUGCUCACCAUGAUAUACGCCCUCGCGACGUAUCACUGGCGUGCCAAAUCCAUUCGCGUCCGCGGCCAGGCCGGCUUCGACGACCGCUUCGGCCCCACCUUCCUGGCCAUCAUCCUGCUGCUGGCCGUUGUCGUCAACUUCGUUCUGCGCAUAACAUACUCGUCCAAGGAGGGCCAGCACUAA